Ipomoea nil (Japanese morning glory) is the source of this 1004-nucleotide messenger RNA. Its product is annotated as LOB domain-containing protein 22-like. Bases 145 to 873 code for a protein of 242 amino acids. The record is from RefSeq and is a predicted model, not a curated record. The transcript has 2 exons. Lineage: Eukaryota; Viridiplantae; Streptophyta; Magnoliopsida; Solanales; Convolvulaceae.
UACGCUUGUACGAAACCGGAAACCCACAAUCCCACUGUCCCGCGAUUCUCUCCCUCACGUCCCUAUAUUUCAGUUGCUUUUCGGAUUCUCUCGACAUUUUCGACGAGAAAACACCGCCCAAAUCCAUCCUCAUAGCCGCAAACAAUGGUUAAUACGGCUAAUAAUCCCACAAACACCUACCCAAAAGCUAGCGUUCCCUCUCCCCCUCCCCCUCCCUAUACUCUCUCUUUCAAACACACUGCCGAAACACACGCCUCCGCCGCCGGCGGAGGCGGCGGAGCGUGCGCGGUUUGCAAGCACCAGAGGAGGAAAUGUCCUCCAGAUUGUCCUCUUGCCCCUCAUUUCCCAGCUUAUAAGCAGCGAGACUUUCUGAACGUACACAAACUCUUCGGCGUGAGAAACUUGACCCGAGCUCUCGCCGCCAUCGAUAAACGGAAAUCGCACGAUUUCAUGGUGUCCGUGAUCUACGAAGCGAACGCCCGGGCGGCGGAUCCGGUCGGCGGCUGCUUAGGUUUGAUCCACAAUCUCAACCAGCAGUUGAAGUAUAGCACGGUGGAGUUGGAUAUCGUAAACCAACAACUCGCCUUCUACCGUUCCAGACAAAUGGCUGCGGCGGCCUUCGAUCCAUCGAGUCAACUCGGAUCCAGUAGCAAUACUCCAGAUUUCGUUAGAAAUGAUAAACAACACAUCACCGAUCAUCGAUUUCAUAGAUUUCCGGAGAAACAACAAUUUGAUAAUGGAGAAGUUUCAUUUGCAGGAUCAUCAGUAAAAUUGAGUGAUGGGAUUGGGUUGAUAGACAACUCAAUCAAGGCAAAGGAAGAGGGGGAGGAGGAUUUGAAGAAUGCAGCAUCCAAGUUUUCACUUAGAAAGUGAGAUAUAUUAUAUAUAUAAUCGUAUAAGACUGUAUUUUUUAUGUUAAUACACUUCACCCUACAUUUCACUCAAAGAUAUAGAGGUUCUAUGUGUGUCAUGUUUUUAGAGUAUGUACAACUACUAAUUUUAUA